UACACUGUUCAUAAACCUUUUAUGAGAAUAUUUUGUGUAGUUGCUUUUAAGUAUACUUCAACUUAUUUAACAGAAAGAAGAGCUUGUAUCCAAGUACAUAUCUGCAUGUGGUUAUGCGUAUAUGUGUGUGAGUGAAUGCUUGAACUAAGCUCAUAAUAAAACACAACCUCAGCACUUUUCAAGUUAUGAGAUAUGUUUGAAGAGUGGCUUCACUGUUGUGCCUCAAUGGAGAUCAAACAAGCAUAGAAUCAGAAGUCCCGACAUCUUCAGUCUACACCUGGUAUAUAAAUCGGUGCUUUCAGAGAGGACUUUUUUCACCUCAAAAGCUGAAAUGGCCCUUCAGGAUGUGAGUGGUUUUAUGGAUUACCUUGAUGACAUCCCCCAUGAUCACCUACCAGAUGAGAGGGGAUCUCUUUUCAAGACAACAUCUGAGUUUGAAACAGACAGUCCUUUCCAUUUUCUUUCCCCCCCACAACAGAACAGCGGAAAGCUUGGAGCACCAUCUCUUCUCUCUCCGACCUUUCCUUGUCUGUCUCCCCAUCAACGCCCUUUUCAGUUAUCACAUGGCACCACCACUUUAGGCUUUACGUUUCAAGGCGGGGUGAUAGCUGCUGCGGACACACGUGCCAGCUGCAAAGGAUUAAUCUGCUGUCCAAUAAGUCAGAAGAUUAUGCCCAUCCAUUCUCACCUGGUGGUCACCACCUCAGGCAGCGGCGCAGACUGCAUGCUGUGGGAGCGAAUCCUCACCCGUGAAAUGAGGCUCUACCAGCUUCGCCACCGGAGGAGAUUAACUGUCAACGGAGCUGCAAAGCUUCUUUCCAUGAUGCUUCAUCCAUUCAAAGGCACUGAGGUGUGUGUGGCGGUUACCCUUUGUGGAUGGGACGGAGAAGAUGCCCAGAUAACCUUUCAGACAGGCAUGAAAAUGGGGGCAAAAGUUGAAAAAACAAUGAAACAGGAUAGCCAAGAUCCCAUGAAGAAUAUUGCAAAAAGUAAGAUGAUGUCCUCAACAAAUAAGCAGUCUGAUCAAAGUACUCUUUAUGCUAUUGGGGAAAAAUGUGGUCCCAGGGUGUGCUAUGUGUGCAGUGACGGCUUGAAACUGAGAGGAGAGAUCAUCUCUGUUGGCUCUGGGUCACCCUAUGCAUAUGCUGUGCUUGAUGAUGGUUGGAGAUGGGGAAUGACCGUGGAUGAAGCCAUGGCGCUGGCCCGGGAGGCUGUUUUCAGAGCCACACACUGGGAUGCUUACUCUGGGAAUAAUGUGGAUCUUUUCCACAUCACUGCUCUUGGCCUCAGGCGCAGGGACAGAGAGGAUCUGAAGGAGGAGUAUUAUAGAGAAAAAGAGAGAGCAAAGAAGAUGAUUAAGGAGAGGGAGAAAGAAAGGCAGAUAAAAGAAAAAGCUGAGCUGGCAGAAGAGGCAAAGGACAUAAAAUCAGUACAUGGAGAAUAA
Messenger RNA from Triplophysa dalaica, 1444 nucleotides. RefSeq names its product proteasome 20S subunit beta 11a (gene psmb11a). Lineage: Eukaryota; Metazoa; Chordata; Actinopteri; Cypriniformes; Nemacheilidae. Gene Ontology annotation, cellular component: proteasome core complex. The record is from RefSeq and is a predicted model, not a curated record.